This is a messenger RNA of Ilyonectria robusta, 1133 nucleotides long. RefSeq names its product Alpha/Beta hydrolase protein. Gene Ontology annotation, molecular function: hydrolase activity. The coding region runs from base 105 to 1088 and encodes 327 amino acids. The transcript has a single exon. Lineage: Eukaryota; Fungi; Ascomycota; Sordariomycetes; Hypocreales; Nectriaceae. The record is from RefSeq and is a predicted model, not a curated record.
UAUAAAUCUUCGGUGGAAUGGCCAGGUCAUUCUGGUCGUUUUUCAUCCGCCUCAAUUGUAGCUACUCGCUUUUAUACAUCUCUUUAUGAAACACUGAAGCAAAGAUGGUGUCACUCACGGAGGGCCAGAAGGCCACAAUCAGUCCUGAAGCCGUCAAGUUCCUAAACAAUAUCCGCAACAUUCCUUUCGCCAACACCAUUUCACCAUUCCUUGCAUCUUCUCGUCGAGUUCCCGGGCUCCGUCAAGGGUUUGACGAGAAAACGGCUCCCGGUGAGGAGGACUUGAUCGAGAAGCAUGGUCUCCGGAUAAAGGAAAUUACUGUUGCCGAGAUCCCCGUCGUCGUCAUUGAACCUCCUCAUAUUAAACCUGAGAAGGAGAACAAGAUAUUGUUCAAUGCAUUUGGAGGGGCAUUUAUUAUGGGCAGCCCUAAGGAUCGCGCCGCGCUGACUAUGGCGGUGGAGCUGGGCGUCCGUGUCUACUCGACAAACUAUACUAAAUCGCCAGAGGCAAAAUACCCUGUGGCUCGUGAUCAGAUCUUGACGGUAUACCGCGAGCUCAUUCGAAAUGGUCCACCAGGUGGUGUUCCUAUCGACCCCGCUGACAUGUACACGAUGGGCAGCUCGUCUGGCGCCCAGUUACUUGUCUCUGCGCUCCUCGUGGCACAGGAAGAGGGUCUUCCAAUUCCAACCGCAGGGUGUUACCUGUGUACACCCGCGCUGGACCUCAGCGGCGCAGGCGACUCGAUGGUCACGAAUGCUCUUGAUCGGGACAUUAUGCCAGUCAGUCUCUUGACAGCCAUGGUAGGGCAGAAUUACACUCCCGAGGAUAUUGACCCGAAGGAUCCUCUCUAUUCGCCCAUGUACGCCAACUACGACUUAUCCUUCCCUCCGACUGUUAUUACUGUGGGCACACGCGACUUUGCUCUCAGUAAUGGUAUCCGGUUUUACUGGAAACUAAGAGAGGCUGGCGUCAAGGUGGAAUUACUGGUAUCAGAGGGAAUGUGGCACGGAUUCAACUGGGAUCCUGUUAUUCCAGAGGCUCUUCGUGUUCGUGCUGCAGUUGUUCAAUUCCUGGAAAGCCAUGCAUAGAGUAUUUGUUUCAUGAUUGUAUUAUUAGUCCUCAAGAAAUACCAG